UGGAAAAGCAUGGGAGCCUCUACUUCCUGAACCUGUCAAGCUGGUUUUGUUUUCUUCCAGAGCACAGGUCUUCAUAUGUAAAUAGACUGGUAGCCAACAGUUCAUUUACCAGUUGGUUCUCUUUGACAUAGGAUGUAUAGAAGCCUACAAGUACAUUACAGAGAUUUACAUCACACAGUAUUAAUGGGAUUAGCCAUCAACUAAGUGCCAAGUGACUUUAAAACCUAAAAGAAUCUGCAGAUUGAAACCAGUAUUAAUUAGCAAGCACAGUAAACAUUGGGAAAGUAGCAAAGCUGGCUGCUUUUCCUAGCAUCAGCUGUAAAGUUAAAAAACUAAAAGGCUCUCAGAAGCCAAAGAGUGCCAUGUUUUAAGAAACUUUGCUUAAUAACUGCUAUAGUCAACUUCUUCCUUAGGGUAUAUUGUUCUUUGAACUAUUAACCGGCGAUAUGAUGAGAUCAUCCUCAUCAUGACAUGACCAAGACAUGAAAAGAGUAUUUUCCUAUACAUGCAGUCAAAGGUCUUAGAUUUUUUUUUUCCUUAGGUUUUAAAAAAUUUGGGGAUUAGGGAGAUGGCUCAGGAGCAAGUGUGAGGAUCAGAAUUGGGACCCUAAAAAGCAAAUGUUGGGUAGAUAUGGCAGUCCACCAGGAAUUCCAGGCCCUGAAGGCAAAGAUGAGGGAUCCCAGGAAGAAGCUGGCUCUUUAUACUGGCCAUGUUGGCAAACUCAGAGAUUAGUGGAGAAACCCCGCCUCAAUGAGUAAGGUACAGAGCACAGGAAGAAGACUCUUCAAAUCAACCUUGGGCCUCAACAUGCGUGUGCACACAGGUGGUUGCUGUAUACGGAACUUUGUCUGAUUUGCUCUCAGUAGCCAGCAGUAAACUCGGCAUAAAAGCCACCAGUGUAUAUAAUGGGAAAGGCGGACUGAUUGAUGAUAUUGCUUUGAUCAGGGAUGAUGAUGUGUUGUUUGUGUGUGAAGGAGAACCAUUUAUUGAUCCUCAGACAGAUGCCAGACCGCCUGGAGGGUUGCUAGGAUCUCACACAGACUGGCUUACAUUGAAUGUAGGAGGUCGAUACUUUACAACAACAAGGAGCACUUUAGUGAAUAAAGAGCCUGACAGUAUGCUGGCGCACAUGUUCAAGGACAAAGGUGUCUGGGGAAAUAAGCAAGAUCAUAGAGGAGCUUUCUUAAUUGACCGAAGUCCUGAGUACUUUGAACCUAUUUUGAACUAUUUACGUCAUGGACAGCUCAUUGUAAAUGAUGGCAUUAACUUAUUGGGUGUUCUAGAAGAAGCCAGGUUUUUUGGUAUUGACUCACUGAUUGAACACCUAGAAGUGGCCAUAAAGAAUUCCCAACCACCAGAGGAUCAUUCACCAAUAUCCCGAAAGGAAUUUGUUCGAUUUCUGCUGGCCACUCCAACCAAGUCAGAGCUGCGCUGCCAGGGUUUAAACUUCAGUGGUGCUGAUCUUUCCCGUUUGGACCUUCGAUACAUUAACUUCAAAAUGGCCAAUUUAAGCCGCUGCAACCUCGCACAUGCAAAUCUCUGCUGUGCUAAUCUUGAACGAGCUGAUCUUUCUGGAUCAGUGCUCGACUGUGCAAAUCUCCAGGGAGUCAAGAUGCUCUGCUCAAACGCAGAAGGUGCAUCCCUGAGGCUCUGUAAUUUUGAGGAUCCUUCAGGUCUUAAAGCCAACUUAGAGGGUGCUAAUCUGAAAGGUGUGGACAUGGAAGGAAGCCAGAUGACAGGGAUUAACCUCAGAGUUGCUACCUUAAAAAAUGCGAAACUGAAGAACUGUAAUCUCAGAGGAGCAACUCUGGCAGGAACGGAUUUAGAAAACUGUGAUUUGUCGGGGUGUGACCUCCAGGAAGCCAACUUGAGAGGCUCCAACGUGAAGGGUGCCAUAUUUGAAGAGAUGCUGACACCAUUACAUAUGUCUCAGAGUGUCAGAUGAGAGUGGCAAGAGCUGGAGGAAGAUGUCCCAGAUGAAAACGUUUCCUUAUUUUAUUUCUCCCAUCUAUCAAGUUGUCUAGUGGAGAGAAAACUGUAAGGGAAUUUAAGGCAUAUGUUUGUUCCCAGAGGUGCAUAAGGGGAAGUAAUUGCAUUUCCCUCAUUGUGACUGUAACAGAAGAACACUCUGUUCAUAGAUGUAGGGAAAGUAGACCAUGCUGCUGCAUUUUGAGUGGAGUUGGGGCGUUUGUCUGGUUUCUGACCAGGAGUAGUAGCUAUUCUAUUUGCUUUUAUUUAGGCAUUGUAUGGAAGAACCAUCUUGGUUUAAGAUGCAUUGAGAAUUUUAAUUUAUGAAAAGCACAACAUAUGCAAAUAUAUUUAUUGAAUACCUAGAUGCAGUAAGGAUGUUUAAGUUGCUAAACGUCUUGAAGACUCUGACGAGUUGUUCGGGUUUAUAAAUAGCUUUAGUAAUGCCUUCCUCUUCAAACACCUAUCCAUCCUGUGAGGGUGAUUAGUUUAAGACUCCCUUGGCUCUUUUGAAAUUCAUUUCUGUAAUGUUUACUUUUAAAGAAGAAAACAGCAAACUUUGAGUCAUAGUCUGUUCUCACAUUUUGAGACACAGUUGGAGGAAAGCUCGUGUGUAUCAUUCUGCAGGAGAAGGAAGGAUUCCCAGUCGCUGCAGUGGUCUAGUGAGCACACGUCAGCUUCACUAUAGGCAAAUUCCAUUGUGCAGCAGACUAGGCUACCCUAUCCUGUCACUAGUUAGUUCUCAUGCUCAGUUGUCACAAGCAUAGGAAGAUACUUCAGAACCAAACACAGCUUUAUCCUGACCACAGUUUGUGUAUGCCAGUUAGUUUAUACAGAACCAGCUUAGAAUAGAUAUUCAACAAAUCUACUGCAUUUGGAGCUAGACAGUAUGGAUAAAUCCUGCAGUCACCUACAAGAAAGCAACAUCAGAUAACUAUAGCUAAAACCCUGUGGUGGGGACUAAGAAAUUCUGAACUGAUGGCUUGAUUAUAGCCACCAAAACAGCUGAUGAACACACAUUAAGUGUUUGGCCAGCACAUGCUGUACUGUGUCAGUACCUGUGGCUCUUUUUUUUUUUUUUUUUUUUUUA
Molecule: messenger RNA, 3058 nt
Organism: Rattus rattus (black rat)
Lineage: Eukaryota; Metazoa; Chordata; Mammalia; Rodentia; Muridae
Gene: Kctd9
Product: potassium channel tetramerization domain containing 9
Exons: 12
Coding region: 1118-1945 (275 amino acids)
Biological process (GO): protein homooligomerization; intracellular signal transduction
Molecular function (GO): protein binding
Source: RefSeq, a predicted model, not a curated record